AUGAUCACUUACGCCCCCAAGACUUUCUCCCUCAAACGUCUCACUGGUCUCUGUCGACAGAAUCUUGUCAGCAACGGCUUAUCUACCACUGUCCCUUCUCGAGCGGUUGCCCCAAUGGCUCGUAAUCUUGCCGAUGAUAUGGAUAAAUCGGGCAGGACUGUGAUAACGAUCAACACCCGACCGCAGUGGACUGAAGCGAGAAUUCGGAAUAAGAUUGAGAGGGCGAGGAUGGCUGAGCUGAGGAGGCACGGGCUGGCUUAG
Cryptococcus amylolentus CBS 6039 is the source of this 261-nucleotide messenger RNA. RefSeq lists its product as hypothetical. The transcript is spliced from 2 exons. NCBI's taxonomy places the organism in Eukaryota, Fungi, Basidiomycota, Tremellomycetes, Tremellales, Cryptococcaceae. The record is from RefSeq and is a predicted model, not a curated record. The coding region runs from base 1 to 261 and encodes 86 amino acids.